AUUCGUUUGAAGCCGCAUAAGAUUAAGGUAAGCGUUCUCCAAAUGGCACUAACCUUCCCUCUUUUACUCUGUAAAACAUCCAAAUUGCGCACCCCAUCAAGCUUUCUAGCUUCUUCUUCUUCUUCUUCUUCUGUUCAAUAUGCUCACAUAUUCUCACCGACAAGAAGCAGGCAAUUCAAUAGUUACAGUGAUGCAAAUGUUUAUACGAAAAGAAGAGGGAUUGUCUGCGGGCUACCCCUCCCAGUUGAUCCAUGGGUUCCAUCCAUUGAUUCCCAGAGCAUAGCUUCCCAACUAUUCGCCAUCUCUUUGCUGCCCUACAUUGGCUUCCUGUACUUCAUUACGAAAUCCAAGUCUUCGCCUAAGCUUACCCUCUUUGGAUUCUACUUUUUGCUUGCCUUCGUUGGCGCUACAAUACCAGCUGGAAUAUAUGCAAAGGUGCAUUAUGGGACUUCUUUGUCCAACGUGGAUUGGUUACACGGUGGCGCUGAGUCACUUCUCACUCUGACUAACUUGUUCAUUGUGUUGGGACUGAGAGAGGGCCUCCGCAAUGCAGAAAAUUCAGAAGCAAAUGAAGCUACUUCUGAUCCUGAGUUCGAGGAGGAGAAGAAAAGUCAUGUGUAUGUUUAAGUUUAAUAUUUGUAGCUACAAAUAUUUAUAAUUUUGUAUCAGAUGCUGCUCUCAAAUUUUUUACUGGCAUUUCUUUUCAUCCUUGAA
Prosopis cineraria is the source of this 714-nucleotide messenger RNA. RefSeq lists its product as uncharacterized. NCBI's taxonomy places the organism in Eukaryota, Viridiplantae, Streptophyta, Magnoliopsida, Fabales, Fabaceae. The record is from RefSeq and is a predicted model, not a curated record. Bases 43 to 627 code for a protein of 194 amino acids. The transcript is spliced from 3 exons.